GCUGUCCCCCCUCCUGCGCUCUCUUCGACUCGGGUUACAGUUGAGCUCGAGCUGCUGCACGCAUCGAAGCCCAGAGACUGUUGUUCACGGUCUUCAAAAAAAACCCAGACACACACCGGCAUGGAAACGUUGGCAGGCGGAUUUAGAGGCACCGAGCGGGCUGGUGCGCAGGUUUAACCGUCACUCGGUACUUUUUGUGACCGAGCAGCAACGUGAAACAAGGUGUGGAGACGUGAGUGUUUUACGCGCUGGCCACGCAGCAUGCCCGAGUUGGAAUAGAGGCGACCCUGCUGGAGCGCAACGCACACGCGGAACGGCGCUGAGAGCCGGGAGGGAUAUUUACAAUAGAAACUGAAAUCCGUUGCGGAGAAGAAUAGCAAAGGGGGAGGAGGAGUGAAAGAUAACACUGGAAUGAAGUGGACCUCGGGAUUCCCAGCGUGUUGCGGAGUUGUGACUGAUGGAUGAAUGUGGUCAUCUGUAGGCUAUAAACAGCGACAGGUACAGACACCAUCAGGGCAGCUUUGACAAAGACUCGGCGCAGCGCUUCAUCGGCAGCCCCUCUUCGCCAACAUUUGUGGCUCCAGAAACUGUGCGAUCGCUUAGAUCUGUUUCAGCACACAUGAGAUCGUAUCCUUGAGUUGUCUCUACUGAGUAAUAAGGUCGCGAGAGCUGUUUCUGUCUCAGCUACAGGUCAACCAGGACACUCGGGGGGCUGCUUCCCUCCCAGAUCCCGUCAAGAACCGGGGGCUUCUUCGCACGUCCUGCGGACAGUUCAGUCAAGGACACGGGGGCCUGAAGAAGAUUUUUAAGAAGUCGGACAGAAGGACAUGUAUCUGAUAUCGACCUCACAUGCUCCUGACUGAUCGUAGCUCACCUUCCCACCGGGCGAACCACACAUAGAGGCUGCCAGGCGCACUGUCCGACCCUCUCUGAGUUAUCGUCUCACUGUCUGUACAAAAAGCAGAAUGGCGGGACUCGGCUGUUGGAAGUAUUAUCUCUGGAUCUUUAUUUUAAUGUGCAGGUCGGCGUUACCUUCUGCCAAAUCGCUGGAGACUAUAAUUUGGAGCUCGCAGAAUUCCAAGUUUCUGGCUGGAAAGGGCCUAAUAAUCUACCCCGACAUCGGGGACAAACUGGACAUCAUCUGUCCCAAGGCAGACCAGGGCAGAGACUAUGAGUUCUUCAAACUGUAUCUGGUGAAAAGGGAGCAGGCAGAGAGCUGCAGUACAGUCCUGGAUCCUAAUGUCCUGGUCAACUGUAACAAGCCAGAGAAGGACAUCAAGUUCACCAUCAAAUUCCAGGAGUUCAGCCCGAACUACAUGGGCCUGGAGUUCAAGAACGUCAACUACUACAUCACCUCAACCUCCAACGGUACGGUCGAGGGCCUGGAGAACCGGGAGGGAGGCGUGUGCAAGAGCCGAGCCAUGAAAGUCAUCAUGAAAGUCGGACAAGUCCCAAACGCAAACCCUGCAGAGCCGGAGCCUCCAGAAGACAAUGCCAUACCGGAGUCCAGUCCCAGUCCGCCUGACCAGGAUCGAAUUGGACCUGCGAUGCCAGGAAACCCUGACCACAUGAAUCAGGACCAGUCUGGUUCCUCCGCGGGCUCGGACGGCAUCCUCGGCUCCAAAGUGGCCGUGUUUUCCUUCAUCGGUGCCGGCUGCAUCAUCUUCCUCCUUCUCAUCCUCCUCCUCGUCAUCCUGCUCAUCAAGAUGCGCAAGCGCUCGAGGAAAAAUGCCCACUCGCAGCCCCGCCCCUCAGCGCUGUCACUCAGCACGCUGUCCAACCCCAAGAUGCCCGGGGGCACGGCUGGCACGGAGCCCAGUGACAUCAUCAUUCCGCUGCGGACAGAGAACAACUACUGCCCUCACUAUGAGAAGGUGAGCGGCGACUAUGGCCACCCUGUCUACAUUGUCCAGGAGAUGCCCCCGCAGAGCCCUGCCAACAUUUACUACAAAGUCUGACAUGCUCCGCACAGCCAGCCACCCCGUCAGGAGAGAGGAUGAGAGGAGCGCUUUGAUUUAUGUUCUUGGGAAGGACACUUUCCUUGCAUUUUUAUGGGACUUGAAGCUUCUUCGAGCCCUUGUUAUUUCUACCACCUGCUGCACAAAUCUGGAGAGACACGCACUGACCAGUAACCAGCGGGGUUGUGAGCUGACUGUUGAGAGAGGUUUAUUCUGUUUGUUUGGGUUGUUUGACAAUCCCCCACCCCCCCCCCACCCCUCCUCCUCCUCCCCCUCACUUCCCACCUUCUACACCUCCUCGACGCGCUCUGAAAGGGGGGGCGGGGCUGAAUUGAACCAACAGAUGGAAUUCGAGCUUCCUGGUUCACUGUCCCCCUAUAACGGGCAGGAUAUAACUUAUCUCAGUUCCCUGAAGUACAGUCUGUGCUACACCCAAUUAAACACACCAUCAGAGCACACUAAGCCAGGAGCAGGCAGACACAGGCCCCAAAUGCCACUCAGCCUGCAGUUUGUGUGCGAGUAUAAAAUGUGUGUGUGUGUGUGUGUGUGUGUGUGUGUGUGUGUGUGUGUGUGUGUGUAGUCAGGGCUCCGUGCUGGGGCCAGGGAACUCUCCAGAUAGCUCAGGUAUCAGACACAGUGUGUGAAAUGACGUGUUCCUCUCCCUUCGCACCUCUGAUGUUUGCCUUACUUACUAUUUUUGAUGGAGGAUUUCCUCGAACCCUGAUUCAGUUCACAAAGCAGUUGUAUUUUGUUAGACUUUUCCUACAAGUGCACAAUGUAUAGAGUUGAAUAGAUCAUCACUAUUACUCCAUCUUUCACCACCCAUGUCAUCCUUCUCUUUUUUUUUUUCCUCCUGAUCACGUACCUUGACCUGGACUGUUGAUAUCUAGGUGUGUAUGUGUAUGUGUGUUUGCUUGGAGUUCUCCCUUCUCCUCUGGUCUGAUAUGAGCUUUACCAUUACUCUGGUAUUUAUGACUUACUAUGUGUGUAUUUCAGGGUGCGCCCUCUGUGAGUGUGUGUGUGUGUUGGGCAUGUCAGGACUAGUUUGUAUUUGGGCAGACUUAUUAGCUUAGGGGUAGAACUCUAAAUUAGCGUAUCGCUGCAAAAAACAGGACAGACUGACAUGCUGACAGACAGACAAGCCCCAGAUCUUACAACACCCUUCCAGUGUCCCAGUUGGCACCCAUCAAUGGUUUUUAUGUGUCUGAUGAGCUUUCUGUGAGCUGGUUUUUUUAAGACAGCAGGCAGGUUAAAAAAAUGUGUUUGUUCUGGCUUCUGGUGCUAUGGUGUUAGCAUCAAACAGUUAGCCUGGUGCCUGCUGCCUGGGCGAGGUGGGCGUAGGUUGGUUUCUGAUUGGCUGGCCUACAUAGGUAGGAUGCCCUAAAUAUAAGUUGGAUGGCGAGAGCUACGGGUGGGUUACAGUAUUGUCAGAUGCCAAUUGGCCGCCAUCUGUAGAUGACUCGGUGGAGUGCGCAGUCGUGGCUUCGUCGGCGUGUGACUAAUCUAUGUGCCAUCUCAGUGCCCACACUCACCAGCCGGAGAGAGAGAGAGAGAGAGAGCGAGAGAGAAAAUGUUCCUGUGACUUAACCUGAGAGGAAGAUGGUGGUGUUGAUGGGGGGUAAGAGGGGGGUGAUGGGUGAUGUGUUGGGCAGUGGUAGUUCUCUCACCAGUUGUGCUGUGAAUAAAAAAUGCUGUGCAGGAUAUUCCACAGUCAAGGUGUUCAGCCAGCGAAGAGGACACUGCAGCUCAGCUAUCACACAGCCCAGGGCAGCAG
This is a messenger RNA of Labrus bergylta (ballan wrasse), 3732 nucleotides long. RefSeq names its product ephrin-B1 (gene efnb1). Gene Ontology annotation, molecular function: ephrin receptor binding. The record is from RefSeq and is a predicted model, not a curated record. Gene Ontology annotation, cellular component: plasma membrane. NCBI's taxonomy places the organism in Eukaryota, Metazoa, Chordata, Actinopteri, Labriformes, Labridae. Gene Ontology annotation, biological process: ephrin receptor signaling pathway; axon guidance.